Molecule: messenger RNA, 1714 nt
Organism: Salvia miltiorrhiza (redroot sage)
Lineage: Eukaryota; Viridiplantae; Streptophyta; Magnoliopsida; Lamiales; Lamiaceae
Product: protein STRICTOSIDINE SYNTHASE-LIKE 2-like
Exons: 3
Coding region: 461-1675 (404 amino acids)
Biological process (GO): biosynthetic process
Molecular function (GO): strictosidine synthase activity
Source: RefSeq, a predicted model, not a curated record
GAUGCGUUUAAGUUAUCUGACAACAAGUUGUGGCGCGGCCAGCCACAUUAGCACCACGUCUAUUUAAAAAAAAUAGAAAUUGGGAGAAAAUAAAAAUGGUGGAAAAAUUGAAUAAAUGUGAAAGUUUUUUAUUAAAAAAAUAGAAUUUUCAAAAAUCAUGGGCAAAACUAUAUGGAUAUGGACUAAUAACAUAAAAUACAAUACAAUAUGAAUAUGGAUAGCCGAGUUAUUGAAGAAUUAAUUAGAAGAAUGUUAGUGGAGAAGUAAAAGUUUUUAAUGCAUUAUUAUCAGUAUUACAUAAAAAGGCUAUUUCUCUCUCUCAAAAAACAAAGAGGCUACCACGCAGCCCCAAACGCAACAAAUAGCCCUGCCAAAAAACCAGCUUGCUUGCAUUACAUAUUUACCAUGUAACGACGUUUCUUUUUGCCAGUUUCAAAUAAAAUCCAUUUUUUUCUCCAUUAUGCAGCCACAGUAUUUCUACAAAAUCAUGACUACUCCCAUCGUAUUUCAGGCCAAAGCCAUGACUACAAACCUCAUAAUUUCGACUGCAUUUUUAGCUCUUGUUGUUUCCAUUUUGUUACUCUAUUUUGAUGCCAUCAGCAUUCAAGAUUCCAAUAUCCAUCAAGAAUUCAAGAAUGAUACCUCAUUGGUGCCCAACAAAAUUCAUGACGCCGUCGUUUUACCAAUGCCCGGCGGCGCCGUCGGGCCGGAGAGCUUCACCUUCGACAGCCGCGGCGGCGGCCCCUACACCGGCGUCUCCGACGGGAGGAUUAUCCGGUGGCAGGCGAAUGAAAGCCGGUGGGUGGACUUCGCCGUCACAUCGCCCAAGAGGGAUGGGUGCGUAGGUGGCGGUGAUCAGUCUGAAAUGGAGCACAUUUGUGGGAGGCCAUUGGGCCUUUGCUUCAAUGUGAAAACGGGCGGGCUCUAUAUCGCGGAUGCAUAUAUGGGCCUCGUUUAUGUGGGCCCAAAUGGUGGGCUUUCUAGACCAAUAGUAAAAGAAGUCAACGGAAUUGGUUUGGGCUUCACAAAUUCUGUGGACGUUGAUCAGAGCACCGGAGUCGUGUAUUUUACAGACAGCAGUACGAGGUUCCAAAGAAGGAAGUUUGUUUCGGCGAUUAUUAGCGGCGACGACACCGGAAGGCUGAUGAAAUUCGAUCCCCGCACAAGAAAAGCUAGUGUCCUCGUCAACAACCUCAAGUUCCCAAACGGCGUCGCAUUGAGCAGAAGCGGCGAUUUCCUCCUAUUCGUGGAGACCACCACUUGCAAACUCUACAAAUUGUGGCUCACACCCGCCAGAUAUGGGGAAGUGGAGGUCGUCACGGAAUUCUUCGGAUUCCCAGACAAUAUAAAGAGGAACAGGAAUGGUGAAUUUUGGGUGGGAAUCAAUUCUCGGAGAGGGAAGCUCUUGCAAUGCCUCAUUUCCCAGCCUUGGAUCGGAAACGCGGUGGUUCGGUUUGUGCCGUGGGAUGUUACGAGGCUGCGCUCGUACUGGGCUGGUUUGGUUGGUAGGAACGGGAUGGGGGUUAGACUGGAUAGGAAUGGGAAUGUGGUGGAGGUGUUGGACUUUCACAGAUGGAAGGAGGUGAGUGAAGUGCACGAGGAGGAAGGCUCUUUGUGGAUAGGAUCUGUUGUCAUGCCCUUUUCUAUUACACACAAAUUUCCAAAUUCUAUAUGAGAUUUUAAGACCUAAUAAUAAUGAAUGUGGAUUACAUCA